ACCGCAGGAUAGGAGUCUGUCAGAACGUUUGUGCUAGCCUAACGGGCGUCUGACCACGCGGCUGUUUGUUUUGUUUUAACAAGAAAGUGCCAUAUUAAGAUACCGUCAGAAAUCGAUGAAAAUGUAUAAUAGUGCGUGUCCGAAGCUUUGGUUGUCGUGUCACGAUGAGCACUUGUUUGGACUCGACUGAUCACGAUUGUAUUACUUUCAGUCGCAUAGUAUCUGCUUACUGCAUAACCGCAGUCAACAAACUUCCGUUAGGUUUGCAAGGGAUACCCUUCGUCAUUAUCUUUACGGGAGCCUGGCAUAAUACUGCGUGAGGAUAAACGCAAUGUCUGGGACAUUUAGGAAAGGGUCAUGUGCAGAUGACCUAGAUCUGAGUUUAACUGGCUCACAUAUUGGUAGUUUGACUCCUGGACGUAAAACAUCUUCUGGCAGGACCUUAAGACGGCCAAAUUCCCUCACUGAUGUCAGGGACAAGACAAAAUCUACAGUUACAGACACAGGGAAAAGCACCCCGAGGAAAAGUACUCCCAAAGGGACAUCACCCCGCUCAGCGAGAAGCAAUAAUUCCUCUGUGCUACCAAGUCCAAAAGUUAGAUCUAAGAGUGGGAGCAAACCAAAAACAACUGCGAGUGAAGAUUUCUUAGCCCUAUUUGAAAACAGUGUUCAGCCUAAGAUAAAGCACCAUGGUGAUUCCAGGGCCUGGAAAUCAUCCGCAGAUCCCACCAGGGGUGUAUGGCAAGAUUCGACAUUUCCAAGGAAAUUCAAAGGUGCUCCCCCUGUUAGUGCAAGAAGUGUGAGCACAGUGACAACAGAAAACGGUUCACGGGGUGGAGAAGCCACCCCCACCCCCAAAAUAUCACCCAAUCAGACGCCCAGAAAUGUGUUUGGGCCACUGUCAGCCCGCAGUAGCUCAGAUGAGUCCGAGGCUGUGCCGUCUAGGUCAAGAGUGUCUGCUAACAACACCUGGGCAUCUUUGAUUGCAGAAAAUGGGCCUAGUACAGACAACAAACCAGAAGUGGUUAUGGAUGACCAAGGGAAUAGUAGUGAAAGAUCACAGCAGAUCACAGGCAUCACAAACAACAUGACUAAUCAAGGGAGAUCACCAAGGAACAAACAGAAAACGGCUCUGUCUAACUUGGAGAACUCCUAUCAGAAUAUUCGUCAUAAGGCUCCAGUGAAUGAGACAAAGCAGACUGGUUCUAAUUCGGUAGGAAGGAACAUAGCAGAGGAUUAUAUACAGCUGGUGAACAUGGCUGCCACCAAAAUCCAGGUCUGGUACAAAAGACAUAUAACAAGAAAGAGAGCAGGUCAGGCUGCCAUGAAACGACUUCUUUCACAGAAAAGAGAAAGUAUUGAAAGGGACAGAGAGGCAGAAAAAGCAGAAGAGCAGAGAAAAGCUGAGGAGAGGAAGCGCAUACGAGAAGAGAAGGCUAAAGCCGCCAGGCAACAAGCUAUACAGGAACUUAAAGUGAAAAGAGAAGGGAGAAAAGAAGAAGUGAAAAAGAAAGCUGAGGAGCAGUUAGCUUUGCUACAGGCCUCUGGUAAACUUCCUAAAUCUCCCACAUCAGCUCGAACUAAAGGGGAGAGAACUCCACGACUGCAGACACCUGUGUCACCAGCAGAGGGCAAGGCUGAGGGGGAUAUGACCAACAACCUGAACAUGUUUCUAGAGACGGAACCUAAAAGAGUUGACACAGAUAAGACAACUGAUGACCCCCCUCCGACACCAUCACAUGCUCACACGAAAACAACACUAGACGAUCUGUUGGCUACUCUGAAGAAACUAGAAGAAGAUGAGAAAUUUGCUACACCAAGGCCAGACAAGAAAAAUUCCUGGUUGAAUGGUCUGGAAAAGAGUAAAGAUACAAGUUUGGGGCCAGAGACAUAUCUGUCAGCUGAGAAACUUGAGAAGUUCACCUCAUCCAAACAGGCAAUGAGUAACUCAGGCUUCCUGUCUGAUGACAAACUCAAGAGCAUCCUCAACUUCCUGGACGAGGUUCAGACAGCAGAUAGGCUCAGUGACAUUGACCAUGUUACCGAUGUAGGUAAGGCAGUUGAACUGAUGGAGAAGCCCCCAUUACUAGUGCCUUCCGCAGACGAGAUAUCUCAGAUGGAGCAGGCCUCAGCUGCUGCUAAUGAGGUCACUAACACGGUCUUGUCACAAAAGCUGGAGCUGGAGGAAAAGAAACGGACUGUUCAAAUGUUACAAAAGGCUCUGAACCAACAAAGGGAGUUAACUGUGAGACAUGCUAGAGAGACAGAGAAGGAGAUGAACAAACGUUUAGAUGUACAGAAGGAUGAGUAUGAAGAGGCCAUCAAGCGUCACCUGUCUUUCAUUGAUCAGUUGAUAGAUGACAAGAAGGCUCUUAGUGAAAAAUGUGAACAGCUUGUCAAGGAACUCAAAACAAUUGACAAGAAAUUCCAAGAUAAAUUUAAGGCGUCUGAAGAAAGACACGCUCAGGAGUUGACCAGAAUAAAAGAAAUCCAUGCUGCAGCUGAGAAACUGCGUCGAGAGAAGUGGGUGGAUGAGAAGACCAAAAAGAUCAAGGAAAUGACUGUGAAGGGAUUAGAACCAGAAAUACAGAGAUUGAUCGCAAAGCAUAAGGGUGAGAUAAAGAAGAUAAAACACGUUCAUGAGGCCGAGCUUCUGGAGUCGGACGAGAGAGCUGCGCAGCGCUACGUCAAGAUGACAGAAGAGUUGAGGGACCAGUUAGCUCACGAGAAGGAGGCAGCCUGUAGUAGAGAGAGGGACCUGGCUAAGCAGAGGUUUGAGAAACAGCUUCAGCAGGAGGAAGAGGCUUAUCAGCAACAACGACGCAGGCUACAUUCAGAGGUUCAGGAUGAGAAGGAGCGGCUUGCCCAGCAGGCUGCCCGUCAAAGGAGUGAGCUGGACAAGCUCCAGCGACAGCUUGAGGACUCCCACAGGCAAGCCCUGGAGGCCAUGAAGUCAGAGUUUGAAAAGGCCAGAGAAGAGCAGGAGAGGAGACAUAAGACAGAGGUGAAAGAGCUGCAGGAGAGGCUGAAGGUGGAAAAGGAGUCCUGGGAGGAGAAUUACAUGAAGCGUCAGGAGACCUGGCUGGUACAGAAGGAACGCGAGUUGAAGGAGCAGGUGAGGAGGGACAGGGACAAGGAGAUCGAAAUGGUGAUCGCACGGCUGGAGGAGGAUAACUCCUCAUCACGGGCAGAGUGCGAGCGGACCGCUGAGAAUAGGAUUAAACGAAUAAGAGACAAGUACGAGGCUGAAAUGGCAGAGCUGGAGAGAUCUGAAAGAAUGGCUUUGGAAAAGUUCAAUGAGAUGAAGGCUCGUCUAACAGAAGUAGAGGGAGAAAACCAGAGACUGAAUGUGAUCUGUAAACAGAAAGAUCAGGAAAUUGCUGAUGUGAAAAAAUUCUCUGAGAAGCUUCACCGUGAGCGUGACCACGUGUCAGACGUGAUUCGUCAAGAGUUUGCGGACCGUAUUGUGGCCACAGAGGAAGAGAACAAGCGGUUAAAGGUGGAGAUGUCGGAGCUGAAAGCCAGGCAUAAGGUGGAGCUGGAGAGAGGGAAGGCUGACAUUGAGGUGAUCCACAGACAGAAGGAAGAAGAAAUGGAGGAGGUGCAUAAGAGAGUUAAGCAAGCUAUAGCAAAGAAGGAAGAUGUUGUCACUCAGCUUAAGCAGCAGUACCAGGCAGCAGUGAAGAGGGCUGAUCAUUUAGAGGGGCUGCUACAACAACAACGCAAACAACUGCUCAGUAAAUAGGCAGGCAAGGCCUGUUAUGUUUUCAACAAUUUUUCAAUUUUUGUUUUCAUUCAUGCAACCAUUUUUUCAUUAGGAAUUUAAUUUUCUCUUGUGUAAAUGUCCAUUGUUUCAUCAUGAUGAGUAGCUUUAAUGAUAGUGCUUUAACACUGCUGAUGUAAACUUGUUAUCUCUUACUUCUUGAAAGACAGUCAUCAUAUCAUUGUUCAUGAUAUUAAAUCAUGAAAUGAUGAUAUGUUAUUAGUGAACAAAUUUUAGAAGUGGUAAAAUAUUAGUCUACCUGUAAACUAUCUGAACUAAGCUUGUAUGGCUCCACACUGGAUAUUUUCUGAAGUGUUCAUGGGUAUUGGAAAGUACAUUAUAUGUUUAUCAGAGUAUAAUGCGGCAGCCAUGCUUAUGCAGCUAGUCCUACUAUUUUAGCAUGGAGAUGUAAAUAUUGUAUCCUGUCCUGGGAGUGAGGUUGUUUGCAUUUUUUGCCAUUUUUGGCAGAAUAACAGUGAAGGUGCACGAUUUUUCCUUUUCCUUUUCUGUAGCAUUUUUAUUUUUUUAGUUGUGAAUGUUAUACAUCACUGUCAGAAUCUCACGUUAAUUAUCACUUAUUUAUACAUGUACGUAAAAAUGACAGCAAAUCAGGUGAUUUGUCAAUAGAAGGACCAAUAAUUUUUACUAACAGUUAGUUUAUAUUUUUAGAGGUAAUUUUGUUACAUGCUAUUUGUUUUAAAGAUGCUUGAAUAUACCAUAGAUCUGUGUAUAAAAUGUUUGAGGUGCAGAGCUGAAAAGAGUUCUAUUAUUUCCAAGGAUCACCUGUAAUAUUGCUUGGCAUGUUAGAAGGUAGGAAUUGCUGAUUGACAAACAUUUUACAGCAGGCUAUAUACUUCAUCAUUUUCCAGAUUUUUCGAAAUAUUUCAGACAGAAAGAGCCGUUUCUGAAUUUCAUGUGUAACCCAAUAGAAGAAUGGUUGUCAGUUUUUGUAUCUUACGCUCUUUCUAGUUGGGGAAGUUGUACUUAAAACUUUAUUUCACUUAUUACUUUGACAUAAUACAUGAAUAAUGUAACUCUCAAAUCUCCAAAAAAUUCUUCUUUUAUUUCACAAUGAUGGGAUUCAAAAUAAGUCCUGCACUACUUGUUCUAAGUUCUUAUUGAUGUAUGAGCCUUUGCUUUGGAAAUGGAUGAGUUUACUUUGAUCAGCUAACGCACUGAAAUACGUGUACACGUCCUUUUUACACUCUGCACAGAAUCGUUCGUAAAUUAGUGAUCUGCAUUCAUGUGGGUUGUCUACAAGAUUUGCUUGUCUUCCUCUUGGCCUUGUUUGGGGAGCUAAGGCCCUUCAAAUUCAUUUUCCACAUGUGUCAUUUGCCAUAGUGCAUAAUGUAUCAUAAGUUUGCUACCAGAAUCCUUUUCAUUACAUAGUUUGCUUCGGUCACAGAAUUACCUGUUAUUCAUUGCAGGUCAACAUUAGUGUGUAAAGUCGUGAGAAGUGUCAAGUGAUGUAGUGAGUGAAGUUCCAGUAUUAUUUUAUAUAUUUUACAUGAUUCAGGCCAGCGCACUAAAAUACAAAUGUUCACAUUUGUUCCCUGUAUCUUUAGUUCAACACGUAUUAUCCUUAUAGCAGAAAUGCUUCUGGACACAUAUGCGGUGUACUUACCAGAUUUGUACAAUGCAUAUUUUUUUAGAUGAGUGUUUGCUUCUCUCAGUGUGCAUAUGGAGUUUGGGAGUUUGUGCUACACUUCUGAUGUGUUGGUGGCUGUCUUGAUAAGAUUUUCUGUAUGUUUUUGAAGCAGGACUUGUAUUUUGAUUCCUAAAAUCACAAAUCUGUCUUAACAUUUUUCAGAAAGUUGAAAAAUCACCAUUGAAAGUUUGACAAGGGGUGUUCUUAUUUUGAGAGAUACAUUGUCUAUCGUUACAUCCAGAUCGCUGCCAAUCACAUCAGCCAUAAUGUUGUGCUAUUCAAGUUUGAUGUUUACUUGGGUAGAAGACGGCCUUGUAGAUGUUAGAAUUGCCAACCCAUCCAUAAGGGUUGAUCGUAUUUGUAAAUAGUUGAAGUAGACCGUUUCUCAUAGUAUUUAUUUUUAUCACAACAAAAAUUGGACUUUCGUUGUAGAGAUUUGGAGUUCCUUUUUUUAUUAAAAAUUCCUACAGAAUCCCAACCACAGGCAUUACAUUAUGAAACAAGAUCUUUUCAUUUAUCUUCCAGACAGUUUAUUUGACUUUUAUUUGACAACAUAACAUAGUUUACCUCUCAAUAUUUAGUUAAACACAUCAAAGUGUGGAUUGAAAUAAUGCGAGAAUGAAAGAUUUAGCUGUACAAACUGAUGUAUAAAGGAUUUUGUGUGUAUCGACAGAUUUAAAGACAUACAGUGUGAAUGCAAGUGACUGUUGUGCAAUCCUUAUGUGUAGUUGUAAGGAAAUAAUUGGUGCCUUAGAUCUCUUAUAUUUAAAUGCUAGCUUCGGACUAAUGAAUAUGCAUGUACAUAUCCUGGUAUCCGUCCAUGUAUGCUACAUAUUUACAUGUGUUUUGAUAAUUUAUGCAACACAUCUGUGUUAAAUAAACUAAUAUCAGUCAAAGCCUGACUUUACUUUUUUCUUUCAGCAAUCAUUGUUUCAAACUUAAUUGGUUAAUGUAAUUCAGCCUUCACGCAUGUUUGCAAGUAGUUUAUUCAAAGGUAUAUUAUGAAGGUGUUAUUCUGUGUUGACUGAUAAAAUUAUACUUCUUGUAUAAUCCUUAAAAAUAACCAAUCCAAAAUAGAAAUGCUGUCUCCGAAAUCAAAUUAAAAAUGUGGAUAAAUUGCACUGUAAGUUGCUCUUUCACAUGCGAAACGGUUGAGGAAUUAGAGUAUUUAAAAGGUGUAAGCCACUCUAUCAAUCUCCUCAGUUUAAAGGUGAAAAAUAACAUGAAAAUUAC
Messenger RNA from Liolophura sinensis, 6644 nucleotides. Its product is annotated as centrosomal protein of 131 kDa-like. Gene Ontology annotation, cellular component: centriolar satellite. The record is from RefSeq and is a predicted model, not a curated record. The coding region runs from base 332 to 3745 and encodes 1137 amino acids. The transcript has 20 exons. Gene Ontology annotation, biological process: regulation of centrosome duplication; cilium assembly; intraciliary transport involved in cilium assembly. NCBI's taxonomy places the organism in Eukaryota, Metazoa, Mollusca, Polyplacophora, Chitonida, Chitonidae.